AUGUCAACACUGUCAUUUGAGUUCCUCUGUUUAAAAGAUGAUGAGUGUCCUUCUACAGAUGAAACUCAGGACACAGAAGAUGAGACAGACUUGGAGUCAGAUGGUAAGUACAUCGAAUUCACUCCAGGAGUCAUUCUUGAAGUUCUGUGAGAAAAGGAAAUAUGUCUGCGCUCACAGUUUAAAACUAUGACUUAUUUAGGUGCAAAUAUGUGUGAUUUGAUAAAUUAUUGCAUUUAUUUUUUGAUUUAACUGAGAAAAGCUGGUAAAAUGCCACGUACACUAUCUGAUUUACCAACUUUCAGAUGUAGAGGAAGGCCGAACUGAGAUGUCAAUAUCUGAAGUAUACCUCCAGGCCUGCAAGCUAGUGAGUGUGGUGCCAGUCUCCUUCUUCAUACGAAACAUCAAUUCUCAAACCAUGACCCUCAGCCACCAUGGACUGGGACCUUUGGGGUGCAAAGCAAUCGCUAUUGCUUUAGUGGUACGUUUAAGAGUGUAACCACAAUUAUUUUUUAAAGAAAACUCCUAAUCUUAUUUGUAUUUAUUAGAGUGACAUGAACAUCAACACUCUGGAACUGGCAGACACUCACAUUGAGGCUGAGGGAGCCAAAUACCUUGUGGAGAUGCUAAGAGCUAAUUUCACCAUUCAGCACCUGGUAUGUCAUGCUGCUUAUUCACCACUAGAGAGCAGAAGUGCUUUUCAAGUAACAUUUUGUUUGACUAUUGCUGUGGAGUAACAAAAUAUUCUUUCCUUUGUUUUCUCUCAGGAUUUAUCCAACAACAAUCUGUUGUCUGCAGGUGCAGAAUAUGUUGCUAAAAUGCUGCUGGACAACAUUUCACUGAAGUCACUGAAACUUUCAGGUAAUGUGCAAAUUAACAGCAUUUUAUUGUGACUGCAGGGAUAUAAGCUUGACAGUGAAUCUCUACCACUUCAUGAGGCUUUUCAAGGACAAACCUAUCACCCAAGAUCAGUAAUUUCACAACAAGAGAAAUAUGUUUAUUAUUUCAAGUCAUCAUUAAACUUGUGUUGAUUAUCUAACAUUUUGUUUCAACAGGAAAUGGAUUUACUGAUGAUGAUGCUAAAUAUUUUGCAGAUGCCUUAUCAGUAAGCAUGAACCCUAUAUGAUAAUUACAUGUCAUUUUUUGUUUAGGCAAUGGUGUGUUAUUUUUAUUAUUAUGGUUUGUUUGUUUUGUCUUCAAAAAUUAGACUAAUGCAAAAAUAAAGGAGCUAGACCUGAGCCAUAAUGCAUUUUGUGGAAAAGGAGGGGAACAUUUGGGACUGCUGCUUGGUAAAAUUCCUUUUUAUGAAUUAUCUUAUUCACUUAACCAAGUACAUGAGCAAAGAAAUUAGCGUAAUAUCAGGUCUCUUUUAUAUUUAUUGUUACUCAUUUUUUCAGCAAACAAUGAGGGUCUUGAGUUGCUGGAUUUGAGCUGGAAUCAUCUCAGGAUGAAAGGAGCUGUGGCCCUGUCUGCAGGACUGAAGGUGGGACUGCAUGAGAAAAAUGUUUGAUCCCUGAUUUGGCAUGCAAAUCUGAUCUCAUGCAUCAUAUUUAGGUCAACAGGACGUUAAAACAUCUCGACUUAUCCUGGAAUGGUUUUGGGAAUGAGGGUGCUCUGGCUAUGGGAGAAGCCCUAAAAUUCAACAACACGCUCGUGCACCUCAAUCUCAACAACAACCGGCUCACUAACGAGGGUGUCGGCAUGCUUUGCAGGGGUCUGGAGUUCAAUGACACGCUCAGGGUCCUGCUGGUAGGUGGGACACUUUUUUCUUUUUCUAAUUCUUAUCCAUCAUCAGUAUUAAAUCUCAUUGACUGUUUUCUAUCCUUGCAUUGUGCAGCUUGCUUACAAUUCUCUGACUGUAGAGGGAGCUCUGGCUCUGGUAAAUGUGGUGAAGAACACACGUAAAACUGCCUUGGAGGAGAUCAACAUAUGUGUGAGUUACUGUGGUGUUGUCUCACUGAUUUUUUAAAUCACGCCUCAAAUAAUUAUCCAUUUACAAAGAAAUAUAAGAACUGGAGAUGCAUUAAAUGUUGUGAGCCACUUGGUUACGAUAUUUUCACCUUUUUACCCUGCAGAACGUGCUGGUCAAUGAGACUUUUGUGCAUCUGCUGGAGAUGACAUGUCAGGAGCAUCCCAGCCUUGAUGUACAGUAUGGAGGAGUUGGAGGGUCCAUCGCCAAGAAACCACCAAAACGUGUUGAUCCAAUGAAAGUCAUACAGGUCAAACUGACUACCCAAGUUGCCUUUAAAAAAAUAAAUUCUGACUUUAAAGCCCAUAUAAGGAGCUUUUGGUUUCCACGCCCCCUGUGGACAAAGCAGUCUUUGCUUGUCUUGUUCCUUAAGUUCUUUGGUUGUGUCACUUAAGAAAAACAAUGUAAUCUUGUGACUUUUAGCGGCUGAAUGCAUCAUUUAGUGUGAAUAUUAGGUUUCAAUCAAGUAAAAACUGGGCUGUUCUUUCAACUGCUCCACUGACAUCAUGCCUUUGCACUAGUUUUAGGCAUUAAAAAAUCUACAGUAUAAAAAUAGUCAGUGUUGAUGCCGUUCACUUUUGUACAUUGAGGCAGCAUCAUGAAUCUCAGUUUAUUUCACAAAUGUCAGAAAAUUCCCAACAGGAGUUUGAAAUUAUUCUGAUAAAGAAAAAAGUUACUCUGGCACUAGUUUGUUUAAAAGCAGUUAACCAGUGUGUAAGUCAAAGGAAUGACCUGAUACUGUAUCUCAAUAAGCCCCUAAAACUAAACUAGUGUCAUGUGAUAACUAAAAUGCUAUUCUUGAGGUAGUAGUGAGUGCACUGUUUAUCCAAGCUGGUAAAAAGCAGCAAUCAUAUUUUUCACUAAUACUUAAGCCUUGCACUGGUGUGUCUACCUUUAAUAAUCUUAACAGAUAAAAAAAAUUAAAUGCAUUAUAACCAUAAUACUCAAACUCCAUCAUUUAAAUGUGACGUAAAGGGACCUCGUAUUUAUUUAGGUUUGUUUCAUAAAUAGUUUUCUCAUGUACAUUUUUUGAAACCGUCAGAUCUUACUUGGUCAGGUCCUGUUGUCUGUAAGUUCUUUCAAAUGUCUUUUCCCAAUGUUUCCAAAGGAUUAUUUAGACCAGCGCAAGCUUCGUCUGUGGGAUUUCUUCCGAAACAUUGACAAAGAUGGCACCAUGCGCGUCCCUACAGCUGACUUCAGGAAGGCAGUGCAGGUUUUAGAGCCUCAGUUUUAUUGAUCUGUGUAAAGUCAUUCAUAUGUUUUCACACAUAUUUUCUGCUACCUAAUGCUGGUUAGCUCUAAGCUCCUUUUUUUCUUCUUUUCUUUAAAGCAAUCGAGUAUUCCUUUGGAUCGUUACCAAAUUGAGGAGCUGAUUCAGAGGCUUGAUCGCGACAGGACAGGGAUUGUAGACUACAGGUGAGCGUGUUUGCUCUUACUCCCAGAAGGACUUCUAUGUUGCUUUACUCUGAUAUUUUAUCAGUUUUAUUGUUUCUAAACAUUGAUCAGUGGUGCUGCUGUGAAUUUGUACAGCCACUCAGUGUAUUACAGCUUGAAUGAUGCCAAAGUUUGACCAUAUUUGUUAAGCUGAAUGAUGGGAAUUUGUCAAGAUUUUGACCUUGAAUGACACCUGUCUUCCAAGGCAGUCCCAAGACGCUGAUAUGGUUUUAUGAUCUUUGUGUGCAGGGGACUGGCAGACACACGGAAACAAAUGAUGAGGGAUCACCGCCGCCAACUGAGAAAGGUUGAGUCCCGUCAGAAGAAAGAGAAGCAGAAGAGUGACCGUAUCCUCAAGACCUUCCAGAGUGCUGUGGAGGCUGUGACACCCCGCAGCUCCAUGGUCAUGUCUCCUGGAGGUGGCAAAGAGGAUUCAAGCGGUCCACAGCAGUUUUCCGCCACCCCACUCAGUUCUUGGCACCACAUCGUCAUGUCCAACAGCAGCCGCUAUUCAGUCACCAAUCUAAGCAAUGAGCACAUCCACCUGCCAAUGUUAGGAGGCGCUACACCUUACCGUCCAACCAGUUCCCCAGCCAUGAGAUCCUAUUCCCAACCAAACCUGGUGGAUGAGUCACAUCACUCUGCUCCAGGCAAGUCCAUCUCUGCCCAGGGUGUGCACUCCGAUCCAGAGAUGAGCCACAGCAAGCUGACUCCCACUGCCAACAACCUGACCAGGUCCAGACCUGCUCUCAAUGCCAAGCAGCCUGUGGUCAAACCUAAAACCAAGAAAGUAAAGAAAAAGAAAAUGAUGAAACGUGUGAAUAAAGGUUCAAAGUAUACAACAAAAACUGUGAAGUGAUGGUCAGAAAGUGUACAACUCUAAACUAUGUUGAUAUAAGUCUUUGUGGAUGCAGAUUUGGCAGCUCCUGUGAAGUGGGAAGAUUGAUGCAUUUGCUGAUCAUGUCCUGUACACACAUCAGGAAUGUUUUCUAACAAGGAAAUAAUCUUUUUAAUCUAAAUUGUUUUGAGUGCAAGGAACAAUGAGUCAUUAGAGUAGAACGAUUUUGGAAGCUGUAAUCAGAAAUGGAAACAAAUUGAAAUAAUAAAUCUUCUCUCUGCAGUUUUGUUUGCUUAUGUGGGUCACACAGAGGCAUCAGAAUUAAUUUUUUUAAUAAUAUUUUAACAGACCACCCCCCCCACAGGAACUUUCUUUGUUUUUAAACUUGUACAACCGGGAUCAGUUUUGAGCUUUUAAUUAAUUUAACAUUUAUAUUUCAGACGACUCCUUUAUACUGAUGACACUGCAUUGCACUAUUCAAAUUACUUUGUUGAGUAUAUUGUUGAGAACCCACAUAUUUUUGUCAGUGCUUUUCUGAAUCAGUGUUAUCCUCAAACUAUUCCUGUGGCAAAUACAGACUGGUAUCUGGUAAGCUAAGGGUCAUAAAGGUAAAUACAGCAUUUUUAAGUAAAUAAGAAAACUUUUUUUUUUCUUUUCUUUUUCUUUGCACUACCUUGAUUAAAUAAAAAUGAGUUGAGUGUAAAAUUGAUCAAAGCAGGGGGUAACGGUAUGUUUUGAACUGUUUCUAAAUUAAAAUAUAAAUUAAAACUCUGGAUACGGUCUCAUUUUUAUACAUUUGUGGUUGCACUUUCACAUAGCAGUCGAGAGGAUCAGUAAUACUGUCUAUUCAAUGGGCACCUCGAACACUACCAUUUGCAAUUUCCUCUACUUUUACAAGGGACUUCAACUAAAUGAACUAACAGUUAUACUCAUAUAGUCCAUGGUAAACAAGAUAAGCCAUCUACAGAGAGAAAACACUUGACAACACCUGGGAACCCCAUCAGGUGUAGACCCAUCCAUUUGUUUUUCUUGGAGCUCUGCUUCACCCCUUAUCACUAAUUAUUCCUUAAGACAUUUAUUGUAGGAUUUGUUUGCUGAAGAUAACAUCAUUAUGUCUGCUGUCUUGACCAACAAUGCUGUGAGGUAGCACAGGUGCUGCAAAAUCCUAAAACUGGCUAUAUAAGCCCUGAGGAUCAAGCUGUUUCAUUCAUAACAACUCUGACUGCACCAGAAUGAUCGGUACUCUGUAUUUCUUAGCGCUGCUGAGCUUCACCACAGCCUGGGGCGUAAGUAUGGCACACAAAGAAAAGACUAAUUUUACUUUGAGGAUUUUCCCAACUUCAAAGUUAUGUUAAUAUUCUAUAUGUAAAUAUGACUUUUCCAGCGCGUGGGGCUGUGGAGUGAGGGCAGGAAUGAGACGGGAAGCGGAGGAGGAGUUAGGUGCACCUGUGAUGCCUUCUUGCCCAGCUCUACCUUUCCUCUUAAAGACCUGGUAGCAGUGGAGCAGACCGCUGGUGAGAUCUGGCACAAACUGGAGCUGGAGAUGGGAAAGGUAUUCAGUCAGAUUUGAGGCAUGUUUAAUGGAUGUCUGUAAUUUACCUGCACAAAAAGAUUGUAAAAUGUCUCAAAAUUCUUCAACUGAUUUAAUUCCAGAUUGAAGACUAUGAGUCCAAGAUUACGUCAUAUGCAGAAAAGAUUGUAAAGUUGACAACUGAAAUUGAAAAAAUUGAGAAGAACCCAGAUGACUACAACGACACAGAUAUAGGGGAUGUAAAGGUGGAGAUCAAACAGGUGGAGGCUCUGAUCAAAGAGCUGCAGCUCUCCUUGAGCAGCUCCACAGAUGUCUUUGAGUCCCUGCAAGUCGAGGUAAGUCCUGUUAGCAUCAGUCAUUUUAUCAGGAAACACUGAGCCAACCCACUGCUGAAGCAUGUAUUUCCUAUCAGGUAACAGAAAUGGUGAAUACUCUGAACAAGCUGGAGAAGACCUACGACAAGAAUCUGGUUCUGGCAACCAGGCGAGAGUACAUUAAGGUGCAGCUGCAGCUGGAAGAGUGUGAGAGACGUCACCAAGAGCUUUUCUACCCUAACAUCGGUAAGCUCUUUCAAAAUAUGAUCCAUAUUCAAAUCUAAUCCCUGACUGACAUACAACCGUUUUCUUCUUUCUCGACAGGCUCUUGUGCACAUACAGGCAUCAGCAGGAUUGGUAAACCCAUUGUUAGCCAUAUCAAUGCCCAUCUCACCACUAGUAGGAGUUUCGGAGGGUGGGGUAAAGAUUCAAAGCCCAUUCCUGAUAGAGAAUCUAUGUACUGGUUCUCGAGCUACACCAGUCCCUAUAUUGGUGACAUUCAUCUCUACUCCAACUAUAAAAACCUCAUUUUGAGAAACCACUUCCAGCACCACAACUUACACAACAGCUAUAAAGGGAAUGGGAAUAAUUACAUUGUCCGUGACAACACUCUGUAUUAUCAGUUAAGUAGUCCGUUUGGGUUGGGGAAGUUGAAUUUUACCACCAUGUCAUAUGCAUCCAGGGUGAUACCAGGUGCAAGCCCUCAUUUCUCUUACACCAACUCUCCCAGUCAGAACUUUGACUUUGCAGCUGAUGAAACCGGCCUCUGGGUGACCUAUGCUUCAGAGGCGUCUGGUGGCCGCAUGAUCAUCACUAAAAUAGACGAGCCGUCUUUUGGGAUUGUGGAAGAAUGGACAACUAGUGUUUAUAAACCAGGAGUGAGCAAUGCCUUCAUGGUGUGUGGCGUCCUCUAUGUGGUCAGAACAGUUGAUACCGACACUGACGAGAUCUUUUACAAGUUUGACACCAAAACCAAACAAGAGAGCUACGUCAGCAUUCCCUUUGAGAGGUUCCAGGAUAAGUACUCCAACUUGGACUACAACCCCACUGACCAGAAGCUCUACAUGUACAACGAUGGCUACUAUGUCAGCUACCAUCUGUGGUUUAACCACACAGAUAGCGCUACAGUGGAGCCACCCCUUCUCCUGAACACAUCUGUUCAAUAA
This is a messenger RNA of Xyrichtys novacula (pearly razorfish), 7249 nucleotides long. The record is from the annotation of a GenBank genome assembly. Lineage: Eukaryota; Metazoa; Chordata; Actinopteri; Labriformes; Labridae.